Molecule: messenger RNA, 961 nt
Organism: Aphidius gifuensis
Lineage: Eukaryota; Metazoa; Arthropoda; Insecta; Hymenoptera; Braconidae
Product: antichymotrypsin-2-like
Exons: 5
Coding region: 8-898 (296 amino acids)
Molecular function (GO): serine-type endopeptidase inhibitor activity
Source: RefSeq, a predicted model, not a curated record
UUUAAGUAUGGCAAAUAAAAUAUACAUAAAUGAUCUCUAUUCAAUACGUAAAAAAUUUAUUAUUAAUACUGUUGAAAUUUUAAAUAACAAAAAUGCAACAGAAAUAUUAGAAUUCUUGAGUUUUAAAAAUGUUAGUUCUUCAGCAAAAGUUAUGAAUGAAUGGGUUGAAAAACAAACAAAUAAUAAAAUCAAAGAUUUUCUUCAACCUGAUGACAUUGAUAAGAAUUCUUAUCUUAUUCUCAUCAACGCAAUAUAUUUCAAAGGAAUGUGGAAACAUAGUUUCGAUGAAAAAGAAACAUUCGACAGAAAGUUUUAUGUUGAUAAAAAUACUCAAAAGAACGUUCCAACUAUGAGAAUAACUGAUGAAAUAUUUUAUAAAACCCAUGAAGGACUUGGUGCUCAAAUUAUUCGGCUUCCUUAUAAGGUAGCAGAUGACUAUGAUCCAAUGAGUAUGAUUAUUAUUUUACCCAAUGAGGGUCAAACAUUGUCCGAUAUUAAAAAAAAAUUGAAUACUGUUACAUUUGAGUCUUUAUAUCCAAAUAAUACAUCAAAAAUUACGUUAUUUUUACCAAAAUUUAUGAUUACAACGAAAUUAUCACUCAAUGAGCACUUGCAAGAAAUGGGAAUCAAAGAUGCAUUUACAUUCAAUGCCAAUUUCAGUGGAAUCACUAAGCGAAAUAAAAUUUCUAUCAGUAAAGUUAUACAACAAGCAUUCAUCGAAAUAAAUGAAGAUGGCACUGAAGCUACUGCUGUCACAGAAAUAGAUGCUAUACUCUUAAUGUCGGGGGGUCCACCUCCUUCUCUUCGAAUAGCUAUAAAUCGUCCGUUUCUUUUUCUUUUGGCAACCAAACGUGUUAUUCUUUUUACAGGAUAUGUCAACGACCCAACUUUAAAAUAAAAAUUUGCGCUUAAAUCAUUAUUUUGUUUUUUUUUAAUUAUCAAAGAUGUUUCUGAUAAUAAA